This is a messenger RNA of Manduca sexta (tobacco hornworm), 676 nucleotides long. Its product is annotated as spectrin alpha chain-like. The annotation marks the transcript as partial. Gene Ontology annotation, biological process: actin cytoskeleton organization. The record is from RefSeq and is a predicted model, not a curated record. Gene Ontology annotation, molecular function: actin filament binding; calcium ion binding. NCBI's taxonomy places the organism in Eukaryota, Metazoa, Arthropoda, Insecta, Lepidoptera, Sphingidae. The transcript is spliced from 4 exons. Gene Ontology annotation, cellular component: cortical actin cytoskeleton; cell projection; plasma membrane.
GGCGCCGCACUAGAAGAGCACCUGAUCCUGGACAACAGAUACACGGAGCACAGCACGGUGGGGCUGGCGCAGCAGUGGGACCAGCUCGACCAGCUCUCCAUGCGUAUGCAGCAUAACCUCGAGCAGCAGAUACAAGCCAGAAACCAUUCGGGUGUGAGCGAGGACGCUCUGAAGGAGUUCUCGAUGAUGUUCAAGCACUUCGACAAGGACCGCUCCGGUCGUCUCAACCACCACGAGUUCAAGUCGUGCCUGCGCGCGCUCGGCUACGACCUGCCCAUGGUCGAGGAGGGGCAGCCCGACCCCGAGUUCGAGGCUAUACUCAAUGUGGUGGAUCCGAAUCGCGACGGGCAAGUGUCGCUGCAGGAGUACAUGGCGUUCAUGAUCAGCAAGGAGACGGAGAACGUACAUUCAUCGGAGGAGAUCGAGAACGCGUUCCGCGCCAUCACCGCGCACCAGGACCGCGCCUACGUCACCAAGGAUGAGCUAUACGCUAACCUGACAAAGGAGAUGGCGGACUAUUGUGUAGCUCGCAUGAAACCUUACGUGGAACCGAAGACGGAACGACCCAUACCCAACGCUCUCGACUACAUAGACUUCACCCACACGCUGUUCCAGAACUAAGCACGCAGCACCGCCCGCGCAGUACCUUAUUUAACGCAUUAAAUAACAAAACAUA